AUGAUUCCAUUUACCUUAAUACUCUUCACUCUGUUUUCCUCUGUUUUUUCAUCUUCCUUGCUCAGUGACUUUCAUGCUUUGGUAACACUUAAACAAGGUUUUCAAUUCUCAAACCAAGUUCUAUACACAUGGCAAGGUUCAAAUUUCACUUCGGUUUGUUCUUGGGCUGGAAUUCAAUGCCGCGAUAAUCGAAUCGUGUGGGUCGACUUAACCGAUUUGAAUCUGUUCGGCUCUGUUUCACCUUCAAUCACAUCACUUGAUAAACUCACACACCUUUCUCUAGCAGGAAACAACUUGACAGGAACCAUUGACCUCACAAACUUAACCAAUCUUGAGUUUCUAAACAUCUCCAACAACAUGUUGAGUGGCCAGAUGGAUCAUUGGAACUUGUCCACCAUGCAAAACCUACAAGUUCUUGAUGUCUAUAACAACAAUUUCACUUCCUUCCUACCAUUAGGCCUUGUUUGUUUGAAACAAAGCCUCAAACACUUGGAUCUUGGUGGUAACUUUUUCUUUGGCGAAAUCCCGAAAAGCUUUGGAGAAUUAGCUUCUCUUGAGUACCUUUCACUAGCUGGAAAUGAUAUCACAGGAAAAAUCCCUGGUGAGUUGGGAAAUCUAAGUAACUUGAUGGAAAUUUACUUGGGCUAUUUCAACUCCUUUGAAGGUGGAAUCCCAGUGGAAUUCGGAAAGUUAAGAAAUCUUGUUCAUAUGGAUCUUUCAAGCUGUGAUUUAGAUGGUUCAAUACCAAAAGAGUUAGGUGAAUUGAAAAAACUCAACACACUUUACUUGCAUAUAAACCAGCUUUCAGGUUCACUACCAAAACAUCUUGCUAACUUAACAAACCUUCUCUACCUCGAUCUUUCCAGCAAUGCACUCACCGGUGAAAUUCCAUUUGAGUUCAUCAAUCUCAACAAUCUCAAGCUCUUGAAUCUUUUCCUCAACAGGUUACAUGGUUCUAUACCCGAUUACAUUGCGGAUUUCCCUCAUUUAGAAACACUUGGUUUAUGGAUGAACAACUUCACGGGUGAAAUUCCAUAUAAACUCGGUCUCAAUGGGAACAUUCAAGUCCUUGAUUUGUCUUCUAAUAAACUCACCGGUGUUAUUCCACCUCACCUUUGUUCUUCAAACCAGCUUAAGAUUUUGAUUCUUCUUAACAAUUUUCUGUUUGGUCCUAUACCACAAGGUUUAGGAACAUGUUAUAGUCUCACUAGAGUGAGAUUAGGAGAGAAUUACCUUAAUGGCAGUAUUCCAGAUGGUUUUCUUUAUCUUCCUAAGCUGAAUUUAGCUGAGUUGAAGAACAAUUACUUGUCAGGAACAUUGUUAGAAAAUGGUAACGCUUCGUCUUCUCUUUGUUUACAACAGCUUGAUUUGUCAAACAAUGCUUUGUCUGGUCCUUUACCACAUUCCCUCUCCAAUUUCACUUCGCUUCAAAUCCUUUCGCUUACUGGAAACCAAUUCUCGGGUCCCAUUCCGAGUUCCAUUGGAGGACUUAACCAGGUUUUGAAACUUGACCUUAGCAGAAACUUGUUAUCAGGUGAAAUUCCGCCUGAAAUUGGAAACUGUCUUCAUCUUACCUAUCUUGACAUGAGCCAGAACAAUCUCUCUGGCUCCAUUCCGCCCUUGUUUUCUAACAUUCGUAUUUUGAAUUACUUGAACUUGUCUAGAAACCAUUUGAACCAAACCAUACCAAAGUCAAUAGGAACAAUGAAAAGCCUCACAGUUGCUGAUUUCUCCUUCAACGAAUUCUCUGGAAUCAACUCCACACCAGGAAAAAAAACCAAUGCGGAUUUCAAGCUCAUAUUCGCGCUAGGCCUAUUGAUGUGCUCGUUAGUCUUUGUUAUCGCAGCGAUUAUUAAGGCCAAGUCAUUCAAAAAGAAUGGUCCUGGUUCUUGGAAGAUGACUGCCUUUAAAAAGCUCGAGUUCACUGUUUCGGACAUCCUCGAAUGCGUGAAAGACGGUAACGUGAUCGGAAGAGGAGGUGCAGGGAUAGUUUACCAUGGAAAAAUGCCUAAUGGUGUGGAAAUAGCAGUAAAAAAGCUACUCGGGUUCGGUGCAAAUAGCCAUGAUCAUGGUUUUAGAGCUGAAAUUCAAACACUUGGAAACAUAAGACACAGAAACAUAGUGAGACUACUUGCAUUCUGUUCAAACAAAGAAACGAAUCUUCUUGUGUAUGAAUACAUGAGAAAUGGAAGCUUAGGUGAAGCGUUGCAUGGAAAAAAAGGCGCAUUCUUGAGUUGGAACUUUCGGUACAAGAUAUCUAUUGAUUCUGCUAAAGGACUAUGCUACCUUCACCAUGAUUGUUCUCCAUUGAUCCUACACAGAGAUGUGAAAUCUAACAACAUUUUGUUGAGUUCCAAUUUCGAAGCACAUGUUGCUGAUUUCGGGCUAGCGAAAUUCUUGGUGGAUGGCGCUGCAUCAGAAUGCAUGUCUUCGAUUGCAGGAUCAUAUGGUUACAUUGCACCAGAAUAUGCAUACACAUUAAGAGUGGAUGAAAAAAGUGAUGUCUAUAGUUUUGGAGUAGUUCUACUAGAGUUAUUAACCGGUAAAAAACCAGUUGGUGAUUUCGGAGAAGGUGUAGAUCUUGUACAAUGGUGCAAAAAAGCAACAAAUGGAAGAAGAGAACAAGUUGUCGACAUAAUCGAUUCAAGGCUCAUGGUAGUGCCAAAAGAACAAGCCAUGCACAUGUUCUUCAUUGCAAUGUUAUGCUUAGAAGAAGACAGUGUUCAAAGACCAACCAUGAGAGAAGUUGUUCAGAUGCUUUCUGAAUUUCCAACACAAUCGCAACAAGAUCAACAAUCUUCUUCUUCAUGUUCUUCUAGUAUUAAUCCACCAAGCAAAAAGUUAAUUCAGAAUCAUAAAUUACCUUGUUCUCCUACUUUUAAACAUGAUCUUUUGGUUUAA
Molecule: messenger RNA, 2901 nt
Organism: Vicia faba (fava bean)
Lineage: Eukaryota; Viridiplantae; Streptophyta; Magnoliopsida; Fabales; Fabaceae
Source: the annotation of a GenBank genome assembly